Messenger RNA from Daphnia carinata, 3336 nucleotides. RefSeq names its product ESF1 homolog. Gene Ontology annotation, molecular function: oxidoreductase activity; RNA binding. The record is from RefSeq and is a predicted model, not a curated record. NCBI's taxonomy places the organism in Eukaryota, Metazoa, Arthropoda, Branchiopoda, Diplostraca, Daphniidae. Gene Ontology annotation, cellular component: nucleus. Gene Ontology annotation, biological process: rRNA processing. The transcript is spliced from 12 exons.
UUAUAUUGUAUAGCUUUAAAAGUGUUUUCAAUUUCUGCUGUGUAUCUUAAUGUUUUAGUUUUCCCACAGGUACCAGAGCUAAAGAUGACGAACCUCAAAACGGAUAUUUCCUUUUGGAAUGGCCACGGUAUGCCCCUGGUCGGACUAGGAACUUGGCAGGCACCAGAUGAGGAAGUUAAAGCAGCUGUUCAAUGGGCUUUUGAAGCAGGUUAUCGUCAUAUUGAUACAGCCUUCAAUUAUCAAAAUGAGGGGGCCAUCGGCGAAGUGAUUGACGAAUGGAUUAAAGCUGGUAAAGUGAAACGUGAAGAGCUUUUUAUAACCACAAAACUGCCGCUGAUUGGAAACUCUCCUGACAAAGUAGAGAAAUUUAUAAAGCUUUCGCUUGAAAGUUUGAAGCUAGAUUAUGUGGAUCUGUACUUGAUACAUUUCCCCGUCGGAUUUCUCCCUGGAAAAGACGACACGGACCUUUUUCCCCGUGACGAAGAGGGCAAAGCCAAAGUUGAUAUGACAACCGAUAUUGUUGCCUUGUGGAAGGCAAUGGAAGCUCAAGUGGAUGCCGGCCGCGCAAAAUCAAUUGGCUUGUCUAACUUUAAUAGCGAGCAAAUCGAAAGGAUUGUGCAAGCAUCCCGGAUCAAGCCUGCGAACUUACAAGUGGAACUGCAUGCAUAUUUUCAGCAAAAGUUGUUACGAGCCGCUUGCGCAAAACACGGCAUUACAGUUUGCGCUUAUGGCCCACUUGGGUCAAAAGGAAGGAUUGAGUUGAACGCUAAACGUGGACUACCGCCACCCGCAAUUCCAGGUGUACUUGAAGACCCCGUAGUCUUGGAAAUCGCCCAGAAACACUCAAAAACUCCUGCUCAAAUUCUUCUCCGCCAUUUAAUACAAGAAGAUGUCGUCGUUAUACCAAAAAGUGUUUCAAAAACUCGAAUUCAGGAAAAUUUGGGGGUUUUCGAUUUUGUUUUAUCGGAUUCUGAAAUUAGUAAGCUGGAUAGCUUGGAUAAAAAUGAUAGGACAUUCGAUUUUAAAUUUCUAGCCGAGUAAACAAAAAUGGAUUCUGCCUUAAACGAUAAGCGUUUCGCUAAUAUUGGCAAGGAUCCUCGCUUUCGUCGAGUGCCUGCCUCUACUAGGAAAGUCGUUGUUGACAAGCGGUUCAAUGCCAUGUUCAAUGAGCGACAGUUCAAGUUAAAGUACACCGUCGACAAACGUGGCAAACCAUCCAAUCUCACUAGUAACGAACAAUUGAAAGAUUUCUAUGAAAUCGAAUCAGAAGAUAGUGAUGCAGAGAACAAUGAUGCUGAUGAAGAAGAUUUGAAUAGUGAUGUUGAAAAGGAAAUUGAAAUUGAAGAUCACGAAAAUCAAGAAAAGGCAAAGAAACCAACAAAACCCAUCUUGAAGAAUAACACAAAAAUUGUAAAUGGAUUCCAUGUAUCUGAUGUACAAGAAGAUAAAGAUGAACCAACACUGGAGUUGAAUGAUGCUGUGAAAGCAAAAUUACAAGACUUGAAUGUAGAUUAUGCUAGAGGGGAAGGCCUCUUGUUCUCUGAUAGUUCUUCAUCAGAAGAGGAAUCUGAUGAAGAAGAAGUUGAUCAAGAAGUUAUCCAUGACUGGGGAGAGCUUGACAAAGAUGCAGAAGAGACUGACACAGCCACUUUCCGUUUAGCAAUUUGCAAUAUGGAUUGGGAUCGAAUUAGAGCUGUUGAUCUAAUGGUUGUUAUGCAAUCAUUUGCUCCUCAAGGCGGUAGUGUGCGAAAUGUAACCAUUUUCCCAUCUCAAUAUGGAUUAGAAAGAAUGAAAGAAGAAGAAGUACUAGGGCCAAAGGAAUUGGUUGAGAUGAAACAUAAUGUGGUAACUAGUACAGAAGACAAAGGUGAAACUGACGAAGUAGACGACUACCAUCGUGAAAAGUUGCGACAAUACCAAAUUAAUCGACUCAAGUACUACUAUGCUGUAGUUGAAUGUGAUUCGGCCGAAACUGCCAACAAAAUAUACGAAGAAUGUGACGGACAAGAAUUCGAAUCCAGUGCAGCAAGGCUAGAUUUGCGUUUCAUUCCUGACGAUAUGGUUUUCGAUGAAAAGCCCCAUGAUGUAUGCAAUUCCAUGCCAGACGUGUCACAGUAUGAACCUCAGAUUUUCAUGACGUCAGCAUUGCAACAAGCUGAAGUUCACCUCACAUGGGACGAAACUGACCCUUCCAGAAUGCAAACAAUGCAAAAGCUUUUCAAAGGCAAGAACGGAAAACCAACAUUAGAUGUAGAUGAUGAGAGAAUUAAAAACUUUUUGGCUACUUCUUCCGAAGAGGAAGACGAAGAUGAAAACCCGAUAAAAACAAAAAGCCUCGUUGACGACGAAGAAGUGGACGGGGCAGAGUCUUGCAUAGGCGAGAGCGAACGAAUAGCUAAAUAUCGGAAUUUGUUGGCUACAAUCGCUCAGUCUGAAGAAACGGCAAAGAAGAACAAAGGCGACGUAGAAAUGGAAAUUAGUUGGGGUGUUGGACUCCAAAGCAAAGCUGAAGAGAUGGUUAAAAAGAAGAUGGCAGAGAAAGCGCUGGAAACUCCGUGGGAACAGCAGUUAGCCAAGCGCAGAGAGAAGCGAAAGGCUAAACGACAAGAAAAGAAACAGAUAGAAAUUGCGUCGCCUUCCGAUGACGAAGAAGAAUGUGAUGACAUACCCUCUGAUAUCGACAUGAACGACCCAUACUUCAAGGAAGAAUUUGAGAAAGAAGAUUUCCGUAAAAAGAAGCCGAAUUCGAAGAGUAAAAAGGUAGAAGAGACGUCUUAUUCUGCUGAUGAGGCAACCAAAGCCGCUGAACUCGAAUUACUUUUGAUGGACGAUAAUGACGGCAAGCGGCAUUUUAACCUUAAGUCCAUCAUCAAAGACGAAAAACGAUCCGCCAAAAAGGGUACAAAGAAAACGAAUGAAACCGAAAAACCUAAAAAUGACGAUUUUAAGAUUCAGGUCGACGAUGCUAGAUUUGCAGCAUUAUUUACUUCUCAUCAUUUUAAUUUGGAUCCUUCCGACUCCAAUUUCAAGAAAACGGAAGCCAUGGAAACUAUUUUGCUAGAAAAACAAAAACGGAGAAAGAGUGAACCUAAUCCUGAAGUAACAAAUCAUCCACAGGAACAAGGAGAAGCGAAGAAACCUAAGAUGGACUCGGAGUUAUCUCGGCUUGUACGCUCUGUCAAAGUAAAAACCUCAAUGCAGAAAAACCAGAAAAAAUUCCAAUCUGCACGACACUGAAAAAAAAAUUGGCAAUAUAGUACACUCGCGUCAUCCGGAUAGUGUAUUCACUUGCACAUCAAAAAUUAUAAACAACUGCCCCAAUUUGAAGGACGAUUA